Exophiala viscosa is the source of this 1254-nucleotide messenger RNA. RefSeq names its product carbon-nitrogen hydrolase. NCBI's taxonomy places the organism in Eukaryota, Fungi, Ascomycota, Eurotiomycetes, Chaetothyriales, Herpotrichiellaceae. Gene Ontology annotation, biological process: oxaloacetate metabolic process; L-glutamine metabolic process; translation. The record is from RefSeq and is a predicted model, not a curated record. Gene Ontology annotation, cellular component: mitochondrion; ribosome. Gene Ontology annotation, molecular function: omega-amidase activity; structural constituent of ribosome. The transcript has 5 exons. The coding region runs from base 1 to 1254 and encodes 417 amino acids.
AUGGCAGGUCUACUCAAAAAGCCUUUCAAGCUCGCACUUAUCCAGCUUGCGUCAGGAGGUGACAAGACAGCAAACCUCGCCCAUGCCCGGUCGAAAGUGAUUGAGGCAGCGAAGGCUGGAGCCUCUAUGAUCGUGCUCCCCGAAUGCUUCAACUCUCCGUACGGCUGUCAAUACUUUCCCAAAUAUGCAGAGACCAUUCUUCCGUCACCUCCAUCCGAAGAAAAGUCGCCUUCGUGGCAUAUGCUGUCCUCAGUGGCAGCAGAAACAAAGACAUAUUUGAUUGGUGGAAGCAUACCUGAAUUUGUACCAGAAACGAAAGAAUACUUUAAUACCUCACUGGUGUUUUCGCCUACGGGCAAGUUACUGGCAACGCAUCGCAAGACGCACCUGUUUGACAUCGAUAUACCUGGCAAGAUCAAGUUCAAGGAGAGCGAUGUGCUGUCUCCAGGAAACAAGGUGACUAUUGUGGAUUUACCAGAAUAUGGUAAGAUCGGUCUUGCCAUCUGCUACGAUGUCCGUUUCCCGGAGCUUGCCAUGAUCGCCGCCAGGAAGGACGCCUUCAUGUUUGUCUAUCCGGGAGCCUUCAACACUACAACUGGUCCUAUGCACUGGUCACUACAAGCGAGGGCUAGAGCCAUGGACAAUCAGUUUUACGUGGCUAUGUGCAGUCCUGCUCGAGACACGGAAGCAACCUAUCAUGCCUACGGACAUUCGAUGAUUGUCAAUCCGAAUGCCGAUGUUUUGACUGAGGCCGAAGAGCAUGAGGACAUUGUAUAUGCGGAUAUUGAUGGAGAAAAGAUUGAGGAGACAAGGAAAGGCAUUCCUAUCUAUACACAGAGAAGGUUUGACGUCUACCCUGACGUUAGUGCUGGAAAACCCAAGAAGACGACGCCGGCUCCCAAGAAGUCGCGCUCUGCCAUCUCCGAUGUCGUCGCCCGCGAGUACACCAUUCACCUCCACAAACGAAUCCACGGUGUUUCUUUCAAGAAGCGAGCGCCCCGCGCCAUCAAGGAGAUUCGCAAGUUUGCGACCAUCUCUAUGGGAACCAAGGAUGUUCGUCUCGACCCCCAAUUGAACAAGAAGGUGUGGGAGUCCGGCAUCAAGGGUGUCCCCUUCCGUCUGCGCGUGCGCAUCAGCCGUAAGCGUAACGACGAGGAGGGCGCCAAGGAGAAGCUGUACAGCUAUGUCCAGGCCGUCAACGUCAAGGAGAAGGAGGCCAAGGGUCUGCAGACUGUCGUUGUUGAGGACUCAUAA